AUGUUGUUGGCUGUAGUAGGUAUCUUUGCAGGAAUUGGAUGUCCUUUAACUGAUGCAGUCAAUCUAUCACUGGUAAAGAAUCACUGUGCCAGUCAAGUAAACUUGAUUUAUGUAGAAAUCGUAAAACGUUUCCUCCAGGAUGAAGAAUAUUUGACCGGAAUAGAGACAGACGACAUUCAGGAUGGAAUAGGAUUCACGCUGCAUUGUUUUUUGAAUGGGAUUGAGAAACCGUUGGUGUUAUACACGUAUGAAGAAUUUCGACAGAUUCGUCGUAGCUCCAUAAACACCCAGGAUGACACCAACGGGUAUUCGCCACUAGAAGGAUUCCUAAGUCGAGGAAAGUACGAAACAUUCAUCCAAUCACUGAUUCCCAGUGUGGCCCAGUGGAAUCCUUUGGGUAAACUAAUCCUAAGCGGAAGAUACAUCACUAGACAGCAAAUUUUGUACAUGUUCCGACUGGCUUGGGUUCAAUACAGAAUGCCUAAUGUGCUGUUUGUCAACCGAAUCGAUAAUGCAUCCAUCGAAUCGUGCUUGUUUAAUCCGUUCCUAACGAACCCGGGAGUAAUUGAUACCCGGAAUGUGGACUGUCACACUGUACGAUCACUGGAGGAAGUAGUACCGUACGUGCAGUACGCUAAAAUUUAUCUCUUCGAACGAUUCCGAAAUCUUCAACUGUAUCCCUUGCGAAUCGCAAUUGCGGAUGUUGAGCUCAUGUCGCAGGCUGUGUACUCUAAAGACAAAAAACUACUUCGAUUUGAAUAUCUCGACGGAGAGAUCGUCGAUAUAAUGAAGCGAAUGAUGAAUUUUACGACGAACUUCGUCAUCCUUCCGAGUCAGCUGUCGACCGGAUUCGUGUUUCCAAACGGUUCCUUAGGAGGCUCUCUGGAUCUGAUCGAACGGCACCGAAUUGAUCUGGCCGCUAACACACGAAUCAUACAUAGUUAUCAGACCACAAAUUUGCAGUAUCUGCGGCAUCUGAUGACAACGAAGUUGGUGUUUAUUGUACCGAAGAAUUACUACGAAUCUCGGAGUCGUGACCGCGUGUUCUUUAACACUUUUACGUGGUGGUUCUACGCAAUCAACAUCAGCAUGGCAGUUGCGUUACCCUUGAUACUGAAGAUGGUCGAUUUGAACUCAACUGGCGCAGGAAAGGAUUCCUAUAUGGAAGCUAUGAUGAACACCCUUGCAAUAACCUUGGCAGUUUCAGCGAAGCUACCGAAACGAUUCCACGCUCGAGCGGUUCUCUGCGGAGUUAUGCUCUACAGUAUGGUUUCCUAUUCGAUCUGGCAGGCAAUCAUAAUCAAACGGCUUAACUCGAACAGUGACUUCCUGGAUGAUAUUCAAGGUUUAACUGAACUGUUGGAUAGCAAUCUUCAACCGAUCAUACCGGUAGCCUAUGGCGAGUUCAUUCGACCUAGCGAGAAGGACUACUUUGCAAUGGACGGUUUACACCAGAAACUGUACCAGAAGGCAACGGUGGCGAACAAUAACGUCACCGGUGCUAUGUUGAUAGUUGAUAUGUUGAAGCAACGUUCAUCGGCCGUACUGAUCCACGAUAUCCGGUCGGAUGCCGUCAAGGCACGAUUCUACGACGAGCAGCAUCAGCAAAGUUCCGUUCACGUGAUUAACGAGUACGUUUUUGAGUUCUACACGGCGAUGGCACUGCCGAAGGAUUCGCCCUUUCUGGAACAGCUCAAUGGCAUAACGACUCGCUGCGUGGAGACAGGCAUCGUUGCCAAUCAGCUAUCGAAGAUUCUGUUCAAGGGAAAGCUUUAUCAGAUUGCGAAGAAUAGGAACAGUAGCCUGGCUGGGAUUGAUGGUAGCGGUGCCACACGAUUCGAAUUGCGCGUUUGGAGGUAUGUGUUCUAUUGCUAUUUCGGGCUGAAUGCCCUCGCGCUGGUGGUGUUCUUGGGAGAGCUGAUCGUACACGGGGUGUCGUUGCGGAGGAAGGUGUAUCUGCGGCGGCGAAAAGUGGAGAAUGUUAGACGGACCGAACCUUUUGCAAGGGUUCAACGUGUCAAAGGUGUGAAGUGGGCACCUCACGUCUAUUGGGACAAAUAAACAUAAGAAUAAAAGUGGAAUAUGUACAUGGGCAUUAUAUUUAAUUUUUACAUUGAUUAAAGAGACAUUAUUUUGUAUGCAUCAACAAAGCCCCUCGACCUCAAGUCACCAAUUUAAACUCCCCUAGAAUAGCUCCGAUGCUUCUCAGCGUACCGUAAGAGGCUUACGAUUACAAUCCAAAUGAAAAAUGAACGGAACUCCAUUGUAUAGUCGCGCGUACACCGUACAGUCUCCUGUUCCACGACACCGAAACUGCGCCGCGGUGACCCGUGACCGGUGUUUUUGACGAAUGAAGCAUGCGAAUGAGUCAUUCGUUAUCUGACCACCACAAUCAACACAAUGUGCGGGACUCGAGUGCGGUGUGUUUGCUGCUUGACCGUGGCUUUGACUGCCGCCUGACUGCAUUCUUCGUCUCCAUCGUUCGUCGGUAGUCACUAGCCGGAAAGGUUGAGUAAUGAAGUAAUUGAAAGACU
Topomyia yanbarensis is the source of this 2534-nucleotide messenger RNA. RefSeq lists its product as uncharacterized. Lineage: Eukaryota; Metazoa; Arthropoda; Insecta; Diptera; Culicidae. The coding region runs from base 1 to 2061 and encodes 686 amino acids. The transcript has 2 exons. The record is from RefSeq and is a predicted model, not a curated record.